Durusdinium trenchii is the source of this 621-nucleotide messenger RNA. The record is from the annotation of a GenBank genome assembly. NCBI's taxonomy places the organism in Eukaryota, Dinophyceae, Suessiales, Symbiodiniaceae.
CUUUAGCGGAACCAAGUAAAGACUUUUCCCUGAAACGCUUAAGGACGUGUUCCCUUCUUUUGUGGUUGGCGCUAGGCUCAACUUCAGUUGGAUUCAAGGAGCUCGUGCAAGCAAGAUUCAAAUCAGAGUUUCAUGCCAGCCUUGUUUGCAAACUCAUUCGCUGCAAGCACUAAGCCUAGUUGAUUUGCGCCAUGAUGUCUGGCAUGACCUUUCUCAGGUUGUUGUUCUGUGGAAUUUUCGCAGGAUGACAUGCGCUGCAACAUUGUGCCUGCAAUGCAGCAACCCAACAGGCAGUGUGUUUGCGCGCCAGUUCCUGGAAGUGGCUGGGAGGAUGUUUCGCUCUUUGCUGAAGAGAUGGACGUCUACGUGACCUACCUGCUCAUUGGUGUGGACAACACCCUUGGCACUGAGGAUCGCUCUUUGCCCCAAGAAGUUCCGUUCAGGCAAGGCUCCAAGCCUGUCCGCCGACUGUUGCUCCGUGUGAAUGCGGAGAAGUUCGCCUUGCUGAAGCACUUGGCGAUUCCGAUGUGUGAUUAGGUGCAGACUCCAAUGUGUGAAGACUGAACAGUGACAGGUGCUUGGUGGCAAACGACCGCCACUUGUUGUUACCUCUCUCUCAAC